Messenger RNA from Cadophora gregata, 3747 nucleotides. RefSeq lists its product as uncharacterized. The coding region runs from base 1255 to 3198 and encodes 647 amino acids. Gene Ontology annotation, biological process: proteolysis. Gene Ontology annotation, molecular function: serine-type peptidase activity. The record is from RefSeq and is a predicted model, not a curated record. Lineage: Eukaryota; Fungi; Ascomycota; Leotiomycetes; Helotiales; Ploettnerulaceae. The transcript has 6 exons.
GGCCCGGUCUCCCUUAUAUUCCACUAAAUCUCGGUCUUUCAAAAUAGCAGACCGUACCUAGACGUCAAUCCAAAAUGAUCAUUAGGGGAUGAUUCUAUUCAUGAACAAAAAGCAAGAAGAGAGAGACCCAAUCUUGCCCAGCGCUGAUCUUCUGAGCCUCCUCCUCCGCUGCGACUCGUUUUCCGACCCACCUUUUGCUCCAGUAUGGGGCGAGCCUUUCCUUUCGAUGCUUUCCGACUCACAGCGAUACCAUCGCGGAGCAAGCGGAAACGGAUGGAAUACUGCAAAGCGGGCAGAGACACGACGAACUAUCUUGGAUACUCAGCCUCUGGAUGAGUAUUUGUCACAAGUUAUCACAGUUGAUAUCUCUGGAGCUCUAGUGGCAUUUACAGCAUUCAGUUGCGUCGACUCUUUCGAUGAAGAGCGGUUUUCUUUUUUUGGGUAUUGUCAUGUCAGCGCUGUUCAUGAUGAUCAAUUCAACAAUUGAAGACCGGCACUUCACCAAAGUCUAUUUGGGAAGACAAAUGAAGUUCACAUUAAGCUCGAAAUCCUAACGCGGGAUCGAGUACGGAUUUUUUGCUCCACGGCCGGUGAGUCUUGUUUCGGUUGCUGUCUUUCGGCUUUCGCUAUGAUGUCUCCGAUCCGAUUUCUGUCAUCGAAAUGGACUCUGGAAUUUCCGGGUCAUUUUGGUGCCAGAAACUCCAGUCUGGUGUCAUAUUCUCUGUUGUUCCAAGGCAAAUUCCAAAUUACAAACAUCAGAUUUACCCGGGCGAGAACGAAUGCACAAUGACGGUCAUUGUCUAUCAGCCUUGUCGAUUACCCUCAUGCUUAGCGCUGCUACCGAUGGUUGGGAUACAAGACUUACUCGGAAUACUGGAAAACAACUAGUCUCAUUCCAUUCCUGUCAACUUGGUACCCAAGCCUUUCUCGAUUUCCACCCCGUAUCCAGCUCUACAGUUACAUGCAAUACUCCCAUAACUAUGGUACGAGGUGCCGUUGACGUAAGAUGACUCGGUCCAGAGAAGCCGAAGACCGAUUUCCAAGAACCACAACUUGUUCUCGGUAGUGAGCAAAUUCAGGCACAAGGCAGCCUGCCAAUGCCAAGUGAACUAGGGCUGGAAUCGCUUCGUCUCCAGAAGUGAUCGGCCUAUUGCGGGCCGUCAAGAUAUUGGCAUUGUUGGCACAGAUGCACAAUGGUGGCAAGCGCAGUUGGCUUGACACAACAACAUUGGCAUGGUCUUUUUCCUCGUAUAAAUGACCGAAGUCCUCAACCAGAAUACUCUGAUUCAGAGGACAACAAAUAUUCCAAUCACAAGAAUGCGCGCGGCUAUUCCUCUGCUUCAACUCGGCAUUGCCGCCGGAGCUGUUGCUCAAUCGACAUUCGUCACAUCAAUUGCCCCAUCUUCUGUUGUGACUGCAUCAUCGACUGCAGUACCGAGCUUGGUUCCUCGGGAUGGAUGUGCUGCAAUAGCUUCGUUACAUGAGAGCACAUUUGAAGCCAAUUCUAGUGCUACAUUGAGGGACGUUCCACCUUUGGCACCUGCUCUGGCCUACGAAUGUCUGACGUCCGUACCACUCGACAAGGAUGCAGCGACAAGCCUGAUUCAAUACUACAAACCAUAUCUCGAGUUCUUGAGUACUCUUGCGUGGUUGAAAGAUCCUCCAGAAUCCUACAAGCAGCCAGCUGUGGAUCUGAUUGGAGGUCUGGAGAACAUCACUUCUCAAAUUUCUAACAAUGCCUUCGGCAAUCAAUAUGAAUUCGAAUUGGCAAUUCGUAAUCUCUUACAUGGUGCGCAUGAAGGACACCUUGCACUGCAAACCCCUCUGUACAGCUUGUUUAUCUUUAGAAGUCCUUUCGAGUUCGUAUCCGUCUCUUCGGAUGGAAGCCAGCUCCCUCAGAUAUACGUCUACCGUGACUUCGAAUUGGUCGCGACUUCUUCUGCAACCCUCUCAUGGUCUCCAUCACCGGUGACUGAUAUUGAUGGGCAGUCUGCAGAAGCUUUCCUUGCAGACUAUGCCAGAAAUCACGCAACCGGAACCAUCGAGCCACAUGCCGAUUACAAUAGUGUACUUUUCAACGCUGCGAGAUAUCUGGGCAACAACUUGGUCCAGUCAACACCCCUAGGCCUUGGUUUUGACUACCUUGGGCAUGAUACCAUGAAUCUGACUUUCGCGAAUGGCACUAGUACCUCUGGGAACUGGACAUCGAUAGCUCAGCAGAACUUGACAGGAGUCACGAGUGGAGAAGAUUUGUAUCAGGCGUUCGUCGCACCGCAACCACCAACUCCUCCUCGACCUAUCAGCGAGACCGAACUGAGCGACACCCUACCAGAGAUUGGCGCACCAUACCCAACGCCGGUAGUCGUACAGAAGGGUCUUGGGUACGGCGGAUUUGUCUCCGGAUAUUUCUUGAAUGAAACUUCGAUUGCUGUACUGAGUAUCACGAGUUUCUUGAUGCAAGCCGAGUUUGCAGAAACUGCUCAGGACGCCGUGGCUGAAUUUUUGGAAAAGUCAAAGGAUGCCGGCAUGAAGAAACUAGUAAUAGAUCUUCAAGGGAAUGGUGGUGGACUGGUUCUCCUCGGUAUCGAUCUGUUCAAGCAGUUAUUUCCCUCGGAUGAGCCCUUCAUUGGCAGUCGGCUGAGAGCUCAUUCGGCUUUGAAUACUAUCGGAACCACACUCGGGUCACUGAUUAAUGCAGAACAACUGCUGGUCGGUUCUCCAUUCUAUUUCGGAAAUUCCGUCGACAUGGACGGUCGCGAUUUCUCGGACUGGGCAGAUUACUAUGGUCCAUAUCCAUCACAUGGAGACUUCUUCACUGCCACCGAACGUUUCAACUUGAGUGAUGCCGCCAAUUCGGAGAUUCAGUCAGGAAACGGCAUCGUCGUGUCUGGAUACGCCACUGAGAGCAACGUUGCCCCACAAUACUUUGCUCCUGAAGAUAUCCUCAUGCUCACUGAUGGCUUCUGUGGCUCUACUUGUUCUGUCUUUGCCGAGCAAAUGAAAACUCAUCAAGGAGUCAAGUCUGUUGUUGUUGGCGGUCUACCCGAGACUGGUCCAAUGCAAGGUGUUGCAGGUAAUAGGAGCAUGGCAUCUGACUUUGAAGGCAGAUCAUCUAACUUGAAUUCCAGGAACAAGAGGAGCGCUCCGAUACAGCGCCGACGGGAUUGGUGCCACCGUCAACGUUACUCUGCUUUUUAAUACCUCGGUUGACCCAUCAACAAUGCCUUCACCUUUCGCGCCACCAAUAAACGUCCCACUGUCCGGCAUCACUAUCAAUCUGCGUGAUCAAGUCCGUGAAGAUGCACAAGACGUGCCACUUCAGUUUAUCUAUAAAGCUGCAGACUGUCGAAUUUUCUACACAGCGGAGAUGUUGGCGGACUAUUCUGUUCUAUGGCAGAGAGCUGCUGAUGCUUUGUGGACUAACUCCAGUCUUUGUGUUGAAGGAUCGACUGGCCACCCGUCAUCUGGAAAUGGCACUGAGUCAACUACAACGCCCGAUCCCACUGGAACUAACCCUCCUGCUUCUACGCCGUCAGAUGAGUCCAGUGCUUCCAUGUUGAGACCUGAGAGUUUGGUCAUGGUUAUUGCUUCGAUGUUGCUCGCUGCUAGUCUGUAGGCUGGAUGAGAAUAUUUGCCAGGAAGAGUGAUAUAGAAUGCAACUUCUAUAAUCAAAUGUAUGAUUAGGAGUAGAGUGGUAUAUACAGAUGAUAAAGUAUAAUAAUACACAAAACAGAAGAGACUUUGCGU